Molecule: messenger RNA, 5410 nt
Organism: Alexandromys fortis (reed vole)
Lineage: Eukaryota; Metazoa; Chordata; Mammalia; Rodentia; Cricetidae
Product: cystatin-like 1
Exons: 6
Coding region: 4734-5390 (218 amino acids)
Molecular function (GO): cysteine-type endopeptidase inhibitor activity
Source: RefSeq, a predicted model, not a curated record
AAGGCCUGUGGGCCGAAGCCAGCAGGCAAGUGCCAGGAUACAAGGGGCGCUGACCUCACGCUCCUGUGAGCCUCUCGCAGAUGCCAGGCGCCAGGCUGAGUUCCAGGACUUUCCCGUCUGGCUACCCCAAGUGAUAUAUGGCUCAGACUCGGGGCCUGCAGGAAUUCCAUCAAUGAGGCUUGAAUUUAGCCAACCGAGCAUAAGGUAGAGGUCAAGGGUCUUGGUGUGGAGCUAGGCUUUAACUCCCAAUUUUGCCUCAGCCUUCUGAAUACUGGGAUUACAGACAUGUGUCACCACACCUGGUAAGAGUUUUACUUAAUCAUUAUUAUUUUAAUUGCACACAUUUAAUACAUAUAGUGUGUAUUACACAUAAAUAACAUGUAACCAUCAACUCAGGUUGAUUAAUUGUCCAUGUCCUCAUCAUUGUGUGAAACUGUGUGAAAUUUCCCAGAGUUUUUUUUUCCAAUAUGUCAAGUAGGCUAUUGUAACCCACUGUGCUAUAGAUUUACUGUUUGUAACUCCUGGUGUUUUGGUGUUUGCUAUUCAACUUCCCACUUUCCCACUGUUACUAUUAUACAUUCAACUUAUUGUGUGUGUGUGUGUGUGUGUGUGUGUGUGUGUGUGUGUGGUAGAGGUGUCUACACUUCUGUAUGGGUUGUGUUUGCCUGUGCGUGCACGUGUGCAAGCCAGAGUUCAGCUCAUCUUCCUCUACCAUUCUUCAUCUUAGCCUUGUAAACAAAGUCUUUCAUAGAACCUGGAGAUUGCUGUUUUACUAACACUGACAGGGUGGAGUCCCUGGGAUCUGCCGCUCUCCUCCACCCCACACACAUUAGAAUUACAUGUGUGCGCCAUCACCUCCAACUUUCCUUGGGUAAUGGGGAUCCAGCUCAGGUUCUGUUGCUUGUAACCAUUCAGCCAUCUUUCCAGCCCCAGGAUUUUUAAUUAAAAAAAAAAAAAACAUGCAUAGAGAAGACCACAAGGUAUUUGCUCCUUUAUGUUGGUUUAUUUUAGCUAAUGUGAUGUCUUCUAGUAGUUUUGAUGCAGGUGGUAGGAUAUGAUUUUAUUAAUAUUUCUUGUUAUUAUUAUUAAUUAUGUGCAGGUGUGUGUAUCCUCACUGCUGUGAUGUUCUGUCCAAGCUCACAGGGUCAGGUAACCAUGGAUUUAACCCUCUGAAAUUGUGAAACCAAGCUAAUGCUUCAGUAUCUUUAUGUUGUUUAUGUCUAGUUCCCACAGCAAAGUCUCAUUAACCCAUCAGUUCUUCCCCUGAUGGGCACCUGUGCUGAUUCUGCACACCUGAGCUGGAUCCAGCAGAAAAUGCUUACAGCUUGUGAACUUGGACUUGUCCCGAUAUACUGAUUUCACUUUCUUUGGUUCCACCCAGAGAUGGGAUAGCAGGAUCAUGGGCUAGAUUUACUUUUCUGAACCUUCCAUGCCGUUCUCCACAAUGGCUCGACAUUCCAAGGGAAUAACAAGUUUCCGUUUCUUCACCUGCACUCCAUUAGUCAUUUGUUUUGUUUACCUCUAUUUUGGUUCCUGUUAUCAAAUUUUCUCUACUGCCCUUUCCGUCACUGCUUCCCAGCCCCAUUGCGGCCUCAGUUCUACUGUGUUAUACUGAGUUUAGCAUUUGGGUGAGAUCAUGCAGUCUUUGUGUCCUCCUUAUGCCAGAGUUAUUUAACUUAAUACAGUUUCUUCUGAAGAUUUUAUUUUUUAUUUCAUUUCAUAUAUUUAUUUCACUUUGUUUUUUGAGACAGGGAUUCUCUGUGUGGUCCUAGCUGUCCUGGAACUUGCUCUGUAGACCAGACUGAUCUCUAACUUAGAGAGUUGCCUUCCUCUACUGCCAGAGUACUGAUUAAAAAUGUGCACCACUACACCUGAUUGAAAUUUUUAUUUUUUUAUUUUUAUUGCUUUUUUUAAAUUUAUGGGAGGUCAGAGGACAAUUUUGGUGAAUUAGUUCUUCCAUCACGUGGGUCCUAGGACUCGAACUCAGAUCUUCAGUUUGGCAGUAGGUGCCUUUAUCUGCUGAGGUGGCUCGGCUGCUCUGCUCUCUGGGGUUUUGUUUAUUUGUUUUGUUUUGAUUUUUCAAGAAAGGGUUUCUCUGUGUACUAGCUCUGACUGUCACAGAACUCAGUUUUUAGUCGAGGCUGGCCUUGAACUCACAGAGAUUUGCCUGCUUCUGCCUCCCCGAGUGAUGGGAUUAAAGGCAAGCACCACCACUACCUAGCCUGCUUUCUGAGUUUUGAUGCAAGGUGUUCUUUGUGUUUUUUUUUGGGGGGGGGGCAAUUAGAAUUGAUCCCAGAGCCUCACACAAGCUAGACAAUGGUUGUAUUACUGGACUAUGCCCUCAGCCCUGCUUUCUUAAUCUUAAAUAUUUCCAUCACAGAGAAAUGAAACUUGAGGUUGUUUAAAAUGUUAAUCUUGAAUCAAAGGGCAACGUCAGAGACUAGCUGACUGAUAUUAGCCAUUGAGAAGCCAGGAUAUGGAUAGAGGAGACUCACAAGAAGGAAUAGGGAGGGCUGGAGGGAUGGCUCAGAGGUUAAGAGCAUUGCCUGCUCUUCCAAAGGUCCUGAGUUCAAUUCCCAGCAACCACAUGGUGGCUCACAACCAUCUGUAAUGGUGUCUGGUGCCCUCUUCUGGCCUGCAGGCAUACACACAGACAGAAUAUUGUAUACAUAACAAAUAAAUAAAUAUUUAAAAAAAAAAGAAAAAAAAAGAAGGAAUAGGGAGGGACUUGGAGAUUUUAGGUUCUCUUUAAUCUGGGAAGUAUGGAGAGAAGGUCAACCAGUCCCCAUUCAGCCACAUCUUUGAUCUGUCAGGUUUUCACCCUGAUAUUGACUCCCGAGACUUUAUUGAUAAUAGCAUAGCUUAGAUAAAGACAUCAUUUAGUUGAGUUGACAACCAAGAACAGCCAUCACAGAGGUAAGUGGCACUUACUCUGAUUUUGUCAGGAUAAAUUAUAUACACAUAUCAAAAUAUCAUGUGAGAACCCAAACAUAUAAUUACAUCAAUUAAAAUUUUUAAAAAUAAAAAGGAAAAGGAGGAAACCUAUUGUUUCUUUAGAUGGAGAAGCCUGCUUAGGAGUUGACAAAUUAUUUUUAACCUGGAAAACAUCUGAAUUUUAAAAACUACUUAAGUUUGGCUGAGGAGGACAGGCUGCCACCAGCUCCUCCUCCCUGAUAUUCUUAGCCAGCUCUUCCCUCUCAGGGAAGCACUGUGUAACUGUGAGAGUGCUCUUCCUUGGCCUUGUUACUUCUCAGAUUUUUUUGUCUAGAUGAGAAAAUGUUCUUUGGGUCAAUGCCAACUUGAGCCAUCUGUAGCACCACCACCUUGUCCCCCUGACAUUCUGUGUGCAGGCUGCAGAACUGCUUCUUAGGAGCUGAGUGCAUUCUCGGCCAAGGUCAACCACAGUCGUCUGUGGUGUCUGUGGUAGCUCCAGAGGUGAGGGUCCAGGGAUGCUUUGGGAACUGCUGCUGAGUGCAUGGGCAGUGCUGCCCCACAAUCAAGCCUGGGGUACUUGAGCAGGUGGCAGACUUUUGACUGUUUGUUUCAGUCAUCUUGGAAGGGAGCCUGGCAACCGGUUGGGUCUUAAAUAGAUUUGCUUCCUGUCUGUGUUAUAUCCAGGUCAGUAUCCUGCCCAGAGCAGGACUAUUUAGGGGACAGAAAUGUAUUUUUUUUAAUAAAAAAAAAAGUUCAGAAAAGAAACCAAAUGAUACUGGCCCUCUUGUUUGUAAGGAGUUAUUUUAUCUAUUUGCCCUGUGGGAAAAGAAAAUCAAGACAUUGGAAAUGUGUGUAGGCUCUUUAAAAGAGUGGCACAAUUGGGACUGUUCUCCAGGUUCUGACACUGUAUCAGUGAAAAACAGAUGCCCCUUGGCAUCCAUGGGGAUUGCUUUCAGUGGCUCCUGCAGAAACUAAAAAUUUGUGGAUGUCCCAGCCUUCCUACAAAACAGCAUAGUGUUUGCACAAGACCUGCACAUGCCCCUUUAUACUUUUCAUUGCCCUUCCUCUCUUAAAAUACCUAAUAAAACACAAAUCUCGAUAAAAAUAUUCUUUAGUCUCUAUUUUUCAGGGACAUGAUUGGUCCAGACCGAGUUGCUCUUUAGGAGUUGUCUACUCAUACUUGAGUGAAUUCAGAGACACAGAACUCACGGGUGACAGAUGGCCACUGCUCUGCUAGUGUUAAGUCCUGGGCGUUCCCGGAAACAGUAAGGAGCCCUGAAGCAGUUCCACCUUUACAUUCCCCAGUGCAGGCUUCCUUUUCUUAUUGAAACAGUGGACACAACUGACGUCAAUAUGAGCCCUGAUGUCCCUUAAGCUACAAAGGCAAAGUAUCUGUGCAAUUUGUAAUUUAAAUUUCCUAAGCAUCUACAGUACUUGAGAUGUGAAAUGUAACCUAGCAAAAGCUCUUACGUUAAAGGCUUUGUUGCCAUCUGAUAAGCUUUGAGGGCUGCAACCUCAGUGGAUUAUUCCAUGGACGGACUAAGAAUUAGAUGGCAUGGUUGGGAGGUAAUGAAAAACCAUGAGGUGAAGUUUAAUUUGAGGAAGUAUAUUAGGGAGAGAGGAUGCCCUAGAAGAGGCUUAUUUUAUUUUUGCCUGUGUUCUGGUAGCCACAAGGUAUCUAGUCAUAGUAAUGAAAAGCCAGAACAUCAUCCUAUGAGAUACUUACUUUGCUGAUUGUGUGCUAGAAUUACAGUUAAGAAAAGUGAAGCUAAGAAGAUGAAGCAACCGGCCAAGCAGCAAUGGAAAGGAUUGUUUUUUCCUCAGUUGCAUGCCCUUCUCGGCAGCUCUCCUGCACCUUCCAGAGUCCCCUAACUGAGACCAGGACUCACAAGCCUUCAUGUGCAGUGCAGGUGAAGCUGUCUCCCAGGAAAGCCUGUCCGGUGAGACGGCCGCAGAAGAGCGCGGGGACGGUUGCUGCACUCCUACCCUGGCAUCAGUAUAGACACGUAGCUGCGAAAGCUACAGAGAUGGAGGCCAGAGGCCUGAGGAUGCCCUUGCUGCUCUUGCUGGUGGCCGUAGUUGUUAUGGCCAAGGUGAAUCACGUCCAAAGGUGGGGAGGCUUCAAGGAGAAGGCCUCAAGCAAGAAAAACAUGAACUCCACGCUCCAUUUCUUCAUCCAGUCCUACAACAAUGCGAGCAACGACACCUACUUGUUUCGAGUUCAGAAGCUAAUCCAAAGUCAGAUGCAGCUGAGCACAGGAGUGGAGUAUUUAGUCACAGUCAAGAUUGGCAGGACCAAAUGCAAGAAAAGCGAGGCAAGCAAUGUUUCCUGUCCUCUGCAAAGCAGCAAGCUGAAAAAGAGCCUGAUUUGCACGUCACUGAUAUACACCGUGCCCUGGGUGAACUACUACCAGCUCUGGAACAAUUCCUGCCAGGAUAGCAAAGUGCCCAUAUAAAGAGCCCUGAUGACACCGAG